GCCACCGUCUCCUGAUGGACUUGACGUCAAGAGAUUCUGUAUUUUUCUGUUGUUUGACACCUUUUCUUCACACAUGAGCACGUUGGAAGUGGUAGAGACAUAAUUCAGCCCAUCAUGCUUUUAAAGUCAGGAGUAUUUCUCACCUUGUGUCUGUUUACUCUUCAGGCGAGUCGAAUCAAAGAACUGAAUGACAUAAACUUUUCCGGGCUCAGAGACGUGAAGUACCGGCAUUUUCUGGAAGCUUCCCGACCCAUCAGGCAUGCGACCAACGUCCGAUCCGAGCAGGACGGACAGCGGGUGAAGAGGUCCGCCGUCCACACCACCGGCGUCAAAGUGUGUCCCCAGGAGACGAUGAAAACCGUCAUUGGCAGCCACCGCGCCUACUACAAACUCAGAGUUUGUCAGGAAGCAAUCUGGGAAGCGUUCCGGAUCUUCCUGGACAGAGUCCCGGCCCCGGAGGAGUACCGGACCUGGGUGUUCACCUGCCAGCAUCAGAACCUUUGCAUGGACGACCUGGCCCAGAACUUCAGCAGCUCUCAGGAGCAUCUGGACCUGGUGGCCAGAAGAGUAGAAGAGGCUGAAAGAGAAGGGUUUGUUGCAGCUAAGGAAGAGCCAAGCAGUGAAUGCAGCUGGACUCCUCCUCCCAUUCUGCUUCCAGCAGAAACAGACGAGGUUAAAGACCUGAUUAAGGAGAACUACGAGGAAUACAUUGUUGAGUUCAGCAUCACCGUGUCUGACCCGACAUACAGCGAAAUGCUUAGCAACCCCGCAGCGCCGCAUUACAACAGCGUCACCAGAGAGCUCAGAGACAAGAUGGUUCACGUGUUUGAAAAAGUUCCAGGAUUCAAAGAAAUACGUGUUCUUGGAUUUCGCUCAGAGGAUCUCUCUGUGCGCUACGCUGUGGUCUUUAACGGAGAAACGGAGCUAAACCAAGACUUUGACAGUUUGGAGAUGGAAGAGAGAAAAGAGACAAACGAAGAUGUGAAUGCGCCGAAACUGAAACGCAUCAUCGUUACGGCCUUGAAGCAGGAGCCGACGCUGCUGCUGGACAUACAGACACUCAGCUUUGAGGCUGCACCACUACGCAAACUGACCAAGAAAGGCACACAAUGGUGCUGGGGUUCAAUCCCAGCAAAAGCCCUGCAAAACCUGAAAGACAGCUUAACCAGUGAGACUGUGAUGUCAUAUUUUGACCCUUACAAAGACACAGAACUGGUCAUAGACUGA
Molecule: messenger RNA, 1227 nt
Organism: Xiphophorus hellerii (green swordtail)
Lineage: Eukaryota; Metazoa; Chordata; Actinopteri; Cyprinodontiformes; Poeciliidae
Product: interphotoreceptor matrix proteoglycan 1-like
Exons: 10
Coding region: 115-1227 (370 amino acids)
Biological process (GO): visual perception
Source: RefSeq, a predicted model, not a curated record